CGAACGGCAUCUUCUCUUUUCUUUAUUUAGAAGCCAAAGCGGGGGAAGACGAAGAUCAAUAACGGCCCCUGUCGAAUCCUUUCCGAGGUAGGGUUCCGCUGCAAUGGAGCCCUUCCGAUCCCUUCCUUUCCUUCUCCUCUACGUCUCCGCCAUCGCCAUCGCCAUCGCCAUUGCCUCCGCCGACUCUUCGCACUCCCUCCUCCGCAUGCGCAUCGCUCCCGCCGGCGGCGGAGGAGCCGCCGACGGCCUCUUCUGCGACAGCUGGAGGCUCUCCGUGGAAACCAACAACGCCGGCUACUGGCGGACCAUCCCGCCCAAGUGCCUCGAGAUCGUAGCGACCUACGUGAACGGGGACCGCUACUUGUCCGACUCCGAUAUCAUCGCCGUUGACUGCUUGUCCUUCGCCGAGACUGUCCGGAUCGUGGGCGACAAGAAGGAUGCGUGGGUCUUCGACAUCGACGAGACGCUGCUUUCCAAUGUUCCCUACUAUGCCGUCCACGGAUUCGGGUAAU
This is a messenger RNA of Zingiber officinale, 512 nucleotides long. RefSeq names its product acid phosphatase 1-like. The transcript has a single exon. The coding region runs from base 104 to 511 and encodes 135 amino acids. The record is from RefSeq and is a predicted model, not a curated record. Lineage: Eukaryota; Viridiplantae; Streptophyta; Magnoliopsida; Zingiberales; Zingiberaceae.